CGCCGCCAUGGCCUCCCCGCUGGACUCGACGUACGGGAUGUGGCUCGUGUUCCUGUUCAUCAUGGCCAUACUCUAUGGAGUUGGUCUUCUGCAGGCCUUCCUAUAUAGCAGAUGGCAUCGUAAUGAUCCUCGCUGGGUACAGGCCUUGGUCGUGGUCCUUGUUAUCUUGGAAACCUUGCAAAUAGCUUGGUAUUUCGACUCAACAUACCAUUACUUCGUGUCGGAGUUUGGCAACGCGCAGGCGUUCGACUUCAGCCCAUGGCAGAACUCCGCCCAACUCCUCGCAGCAUAUCUAUCCGCCUUUCUCGUGCAGUUCUACUUUGCGACGACGAUAUACCUGUUAAAACCUGAGGCGUGGUACGCCACGGUGUUGAUCGGCUUGCUUGCAUUAGGCAGCAUGGGCGCUGGUCUUGCGCAAACCGUGCGGACCGCGGAGAUCGCAUCGCUCACACGAUUGGCUGAGACGAAGGCAAUCACAACUGUACAAGCCGGGCUGGCAUUCGGCUGUGAUCUCGCCAUCACCGUCACACUCUGCGCCACCUUCAACUCGUUCAAGACCGGUUUCAAGUCCACCAACACCCUCUUGAACACCCUCAUGAUCUACGCCGUCAACCGAGGCAUCCUCACCGCCGUGUGCGCGCUGCUCAACCUCGUGCUCUUCCUCCGAACCGAGGGCACGUUCUACUUCUUCAUCGGCCUCAUGCCGUCAUCGAAGCUGUACAUGAACACCAUGCUCGCCACGCUCAACACGCGCUCGCAUCUCAAGAAGCAGGCCAAGUGGGGCGAGGCGAAGUACCUCAACACCCGGCAAACUCUCUUCCCGAACGGCGAGCUUCGCAUGAGCAUGCCGCCGCCUGCUCAUUAUGGCAAGGCGCCGGCAACGGACGGGGUCAUCUCUUCCUUCGAUAUGGCACAAAUAUCGCAGGCGUCGCAGAACCAGAUGUCAAUACAUGUACAGACGCAAGUCGACGUUGACAACUCCGGUGACGAGUCUGAUUCCUGGACGUCUUCCCCAAGAAAGACAGACAAUGACUUCGUCCGCAGUAUGGUUUAAGGGCCGUGCGCUGUCGGGUUUCUUGGGUGUGGAUAUCGUUAUUACUCGCAUAUAAAACUGUCUUUCGAGUUGUGAAAAGGCUUGAGUGAUCGGCGUACAUAUCCGACGAACUCUGUAACAUAGAUGUACUUGUACUUGCUGUCGCUCGCUAUCGCUGGAAUAUACCUGGUCGUCCGGA
This is a messenger RNA of Schizophyllum commune H4-8, 1232 nucleotides long. RefSeq lists its product as uncharacterized. The record is from RefSeq and is a predicted model, not a curated record. NCBI's taxonomy places the organism in Eukaryota, Fungi, Basidiomycota, Agaricomycetes, Agaricales, Schizophyllaceae. The coding region runs from base 8 to 1054 and encodes 348 amino acids. The transcript has 12 exons.